AUUAUUUCUCUUUGAAAUUUCUACUUUCUAGCUUUCCGCGACAACAUCAACCCUACAAAGCCCCCAGCAUCUUAAUCUUUCACUUCUGUCUGCAGUAAUUCUAACGAAUGCUGAGAGUUUUGUGGCCAAAUUUUAUGCGGGGAAAUGGGAAUACGAGCAAAAAUAGCCUUUUCAUCUUGUUGAUUUACCAUGCAGUAUUUGUGAUGAGUGGGCUACCUUUGCAAAAUGCUUCCCCUUCCUCAGCUGUAAGCCAGGUGUCACUAAUUACAACAUCUGGUCAAGAAUCAAAGCCAAAGAAGAAGAUCUGCUGUGCUUGCCCUGAAACUAAGAAACUAAGGGAUGAAUGCAUUGUGGAGCAUGGUGAAGCUGCUUGUGCAAAAUGGAUCGAUGCUCAUCGACAGUGCCUUCGUGCUGAGGGCUUUAACAUUUGAGUUUGGUAGACACGGUUUAGUUCAUAAAUCAAUACCAUUUUGGAAUAUAGAAUUACACAUACCAAAUGUGAGGAAUAAAGCUAGAAAACACAGCUUUUCUUGACCUUUUCAACUUUGCAAGCAUUUCUAGUUUCUUGAAUGAUGAUUUCUUUUCCUUACAGAAUGACAAUUGGAAAUGACUAGAAUACUUGGAUGGGGUUGAUAUUGUGUUUGUCUCUUCUCCUUGUCUGUUAUUUGAUUCGUGUUUGUACCUGUGAUUUUACAGGAAGAGAAAAGUUGUUCCUCUUUA
This is a messenger RNA of Populus nigra (black poplar), 720 nucleotides long. Its product is annotated as cytochrome c oxidase copper chaperone 1-like. Bases 108 to 431 code for a protein of 107 amino acids. Gene Ontology annotation, cellular component: mitochondrial intermembrane space. The transcript has 3 exons. Lineage: Eukaryota; Viridiplantae; Streptophyta; Magnoliopsida; Malpighiales; Salicaceae. Gene Ontology annotation, molecular function: copper chaperone activity; copper ion binding. The record is from RefSeq and is a predicted model, not a curated record.